This is a messenger RNA of Lecanosticta acicola, 570 nucleotides long. Lineage: Eukaryota; Fungi; Ascomycota; Dothideomycetes; Mycosphaerellales; Mycosphaerellaceae. The record is from the annotation of a GenBank genome assembly.
AUGGUGUCGCGGCUUGUCUGUGUGGCGUACUGUAUGGCUGACGUUCUCUCGCUCGCAAGAUGUUACGGCUGUGAAGAUCGCAUCGCUUCAAAGCUUACGCAGAUCUUCACGGCCAAGCCACUCGUGUGGGUUCUGAUUGGACUUGGAUCCCAUCCCAAGCAUUCUAGAUCCUAUCUCGAGCUUGGUAGAACAUUGAAAUGCAAUCGACUGUAUCUCACCGCUCUUCGGCGCUGGCAGCAUAGAUGCAGGGGGGGCUUUGACCCGGUUCAAGAGUAUGCGGUGAUCGCGGACAUCAGCGAAGAGGAGGCCAAAACUCAAAUCGACAAGAUGGACACCUGGGGAAACGAGACAGUAGAAGAAGUCAAGCGUCGAUUACGCAACCUCGCACUGGCAGAGGUGCCAAACGUCGAAGGUCACGAAUGUGAGAAGAAGACGAUCCUCACCAGCUUUAUCAAUGCCAUCAGUUGCUGUCGCCCUAGAACCACCAAGAAGAAGCAUCAGACGGAGCUCUUUGCCCGUAGUAUCUACGCUGGAUUCACACAGCACAUAUCCGCGCAAGCAAUGGAGUAG